This is a messenger RNA of Plasmodium cynomolgi strain B, 4479 nucleotides long. RefSeq lists its product as hypothetical. The transcript has 5 exons. NCBI's taxonomy places the organism in Eukaryota, Apicomplexa, Aconoidasida, Haemosporida, Plasmodiidae. The annotation marks the transcript as partial. The record is from RefSeq and is a predicted model, not a curated record.
UGCGCACAGCUGAGGAGGGAACUCCUCAAGCAGAAGAACCUAAACUGGUGUCUGUCUCUGAAGGUCCGAAGCAUACACAUGAAGCUAAACAGCCUCUAUGCCAAAAAGGACCAGCUUGAAAGGAGCGUGCAAAAUAGGAUGAAGGAGAUCGAGUUGCAGAUGCUCGCUGGGGGAAGCAACCCAGGAGCUUCGGCGGAUCAGGCACCCGCAGAAAAGGAAGGGCCGAGAGGAGACCCCACAAAUGAGGAUGCCCUAAAUGAAGAAAAAAAAAAAGUGGAGGAAUUAAAGAGAAUGCUAGUAAAACAUGAAAGAAGCAUCCAGAUAAGCGAAGUCGAGAAAGUAAAAUCCGAGUUGGAGUUGAAGAGCUGUAAGGAUAAGCUAAAUGAGGAAAUUGAAAAGAACGAAAAUUUAUACAAGAAGGUAAAGACUUAUGAAGCGAAUUUGGAGAGAGUAAAAAAGGAGGGAGAAAAAUAUUUGGACGAAUUGGAUGAGGUUAGAGUGGAGCUGCAAAAGUAUCGAUGUGCAAACAGCCAAGUGGAGGAGAGGAACAAGCUCCUGCAGGAGGAGAAGGUCAAAUUGGCGCAAGCGAAUAAUGAGUUGAAGAUAAGGCUGCAACGUGUGCAGACGUGCUUAACCGACUCGAGGCAUAGGGAGCGCGCCUUCAUCAGCUGCUCGCGGAAGAUAAUGAGUGUAGUUGCGUUUCUGCGUGAAAGUGGCAAAGGGGGGGGGUUCGCACUUGGGGGGAAGUAUGGAGGAGCGAUGAGGGACACGUUGGGAGAUAAAGUGGAUGAACUGUUAGGCGAUAGGAUGGGUGAUACGUUGGGUUACACAUUGGGGGUUACUGUGGACGAUGCACAGGGCGCCCCCUUGGAUAAUGCGCUCACCCCCCCCCUGCGCGGAGACACCACCUUUGCGCAGACGGAGCUGCAGCUGGACGCCAUUUGGGUGUCCAUCCGGGCCUUGGUCGGAGUGAAGCGGGAAUUCGAGGGCCAAAAGGACGAACUGGAGCGAGUACGAGCCGAGGCGCAUGCCGCGAAGAGGGAGCUCGAAAGGAAGCAGAGAAGCUACGAAGAAGUUAAGCAGCAAAUUGGGCAGCUACAAACAAAGCAGCAACGAAAUGAGGAGGAAAUUACUACCGUGAAGGAGAAGGACGAGAGGAUCAUUAUGCAGUUAAGACAGACAAUACAAGAGGAAGAAAAACUAACCAACGAGUACAAACACAGAAAUGAAUAUAACCUGAUGAGGAUUAGACGAUUGAAGAGAAGAGAAAGUAAAAUGGUUCAUGAAAUUAAUCAGUUAAGGAGGUACGUACAGGAGAAUAAAUCAAACCUUGAACGAGUAAACGAUAUGAGUAAUAAUAAAAUUAAACACAUCAAGGAAAGGAACAAAGAAUUAAUUACCAAUUUGGAUGAUGUACACAUCGAAUUGCAAAGAUGCGUAGGUCAAGUCAACACAGUCAGUAAAAAUAUGAAAGUGGUCGAGAGAGAGAAACAGAAACUCACACAAGAAAAGCAUGUACUUAAAUCUCAAAAUGGAGAGCUAGCCAAAGAAUUACAAAUAUACAGAAAAAAAAACCAAGUAAUGAAAAUGAAGGUAUAUACACUCAACAGCAGAAUAGGUAAAAUGAAAGAAAAAAUAAAAAGCACAAAUAUGAGACUCAGCAAAAUAGUGAAACAUCAUACAAAGUGCAACGGAAAUUACAAAGAAGAACUAUGUAGAAAAAAUGAACACCUUGAAGAGUUGCAAAGAAAGCAGAAGGAAUUACAAGAAGAAUUAAAGGAGAAGGAGAAGACCAUCCUGAGAAAUGAUGAAUGCUUACACAAACUGAAAGAAGAAAUUAAAAUAUAUGAACAUGAGAAAGACAUCCUGAGUGAAGAAAUAAAAAAAAAAAAUUUAUUAAUAACAAGUAAAGAGGAAAAAAUUGAUAUGCUCAGCAAUAUAGAAAGUGAUCUACUAAAAGAAGGAAAAGUGAACCAACUUAAACUCAUCGAAAGGAAUAAGGAAAUAAAAAAUAACCUCGUGCAGAUGAAAAAAAUAAAAGUAGAAAACGUAAAACUGAAUUGCCUAAUUGAUAAAAUAAAAAAAGAUUUGAUAAGCUCAGAGCUGAGAUGUAAAAUGGCCUAUAGAGACUUGGAAAAAUUCAGAAAGGAGAAAAAAAAAAUCAUCUCAAAUCUACAGAACGACUUGGAGGAGAAAGAAAAAUGCCUCCAAAUUACAGACCAGCGAGUCGAACUGCUGAGACGCGAAAGAGAUGAUGGACAGUCUAGCAUUCAACACGAAUUGAAGCUACUGCAUAACCAGGUGGUAGAGCUAACAACAGAAAAGGAAAGGUAUCGAGGAAAAGUGCAGCAACUGAACGAUGAGCUGCAACAGUCUCAGCAAAAACUAAAGGAAGAAAUCGGAAGCAAUAAGGAGAGCAAAAAAAAACGAAAGUCUUUUUAAAUGAAGGACCAGUUUGAGGAGGAAAAGGAAAAAAUGAAGAACCAGUUUGAGACACUAAUGCAAACACAGAAGGAAACCCAUCAGGGACAAAUAAAAGAAAUGGCCACCCAGAAGGAGAAAGAAAUUCAGGAGCUGUCCAAAGAAAUGCAAGCGGAGAAAGAACGAUGUCAAAGAGACAUAGAAUCCAUGACGGAGACACACAAACGAGUGGUCAUCCAAGUGAGGGAGGAAGCUGAGAGGGAAAUUAGCCAAGUGAGGGAGGAAACUGCGAAAGAAAUUAGCCAAGUGAGGGAGGAAACUGCGAAAGAAAUUAGCCAAGUGAAGGAAGAAACUCAGAAAGAAAUUAACCAAAUGAAAGACAUUUGCGAGCAGAGGCGGAAAGCAGAACUGCUCAAAAUCGAAAAGGAAAAAAGCCUCCAGAAUAAAAUUGAUGAAUGCACCUCCCUGCUGAGGGAGAAGGACGACGAAUUGAGGUGCGCCAUUCGCCAGUACGACCAGAAGCUGCAAGCUCAAAAUAGGGAAAUGGAAACCUUGGUGAACGAGUGCGAACAGAAACUCAGGGAGGCACGGGCGGCUAGGCGGGCCGGCACCAGUGUCACCCCCGCGGAGGAGGUAAAGUUGGAGAAGUGCGUGGAGGCCGCAGAUGAGGAGGAGGUCUCCAACAUGGGCAGCGCCGCAAAUCCGGCUAAUCCGGCUAAUGCGGCUAAUCCUGCUAAGGACAUCCACUCUGCCGCCAUCGCGCAGCUCGAGGAAAGCCUGCGGGGAAGCGAAACGAAGAUCUGCCAACUCGAGAAGGAGCUGCUCGACUCCAGGCGAGAGUUGGCCGAGUUGGCUCAGAAGAACCGCAGCCUGGCCGACGGUAAAGCGGAGGUAGACAGGGAGGUCGCCAAUUUGGUGGCGGAAAAUCAGAGAUUGAAGGAGGAGAGACUGGAGGAGGAGGGACUGGGUACCUCCGCCCCGAGUGUCUUCCCUCUGAGUGCUUCCCUCGUGGAGGGCUCUCCCUUGCAUACGAUUUUCCCCUUUCUUGGGAGCGGCAGUGCGUGCGACGCACCGGAAGAAGAACCCUUGGCAGUAGUGGGAAAGAAAAAAAAAAAGAAGCAUAAGAAAGGCACCUCCAGAAAGGGGCGCCGUGAAACGGAGCAAAAUUGCGACGAAGGGGGCCCCAUGAACGGGGGAAGUAACAUGGAGCAGGAGGCGGAAGAGACGGAGGAGCGAAAGAAGACGGGGGAGACGGGGGAGACGGAGAAGACGGAGAAGACGGAGGAGAUGGAGGAGACGGAGGAGCGAAAGAAGACUUUUGGCAAGAAGAACAAAACCUCGGCGAGGAGGAAAAAAGGAAAAGGAAAAACUGGUUCGGAUGAUGGAGAUGGUGAGGACGAUGGGGGCGAUGGAAACCAUCGCGACAAUAGCGACACACGAGAAGAGACGGAUAAAGGGGACGCACUCCUCGUCGCAGACGCACAUAAGGUGCCCCUCAGUCUCGUCUCAACAAACGAACAAAGCUGCUACGUAUUCCUGAAAGGGAUAAACGUGAAACUGGACGAAAUUGUCGAUAAGGUCAAAGCCAAGGAAGACCCCCUGCUCAUAAAUGACGCGCUAAACAAGAUCAAUAUGGCCAUUUCGACGUGGAAUUUGUUUUCUGACCCGAAUGCGACAACUGCGGAGGAGCCGGGAGGAGGAGCCUUGUUGGAUGAGGAAACCCUACCGGAUGGGGAAGCCGCACAGAUUGGCGAAGCCGCACAGACUGAGGAAGCCGUACAGACUGGGGAAGCCAAGCGGGCCGAGUGGACCGAUGCAGACAUAGGUGAGGGGCACUUCUCCGACGAGCGGUACGAAGCUCUGAAAAGGGAAGUCUCCGAAAAGGUGGAGCUCAUUCGUCAGAUGGUCGGUGAGGUGGUUCUUCUGCGCGUCGGUGAGGUGGUUCUUCUGCACAUCGCUGAGGUGGUUCUUCUGCACGUCAGUGAGGUGGCUCUUCUGCACGUCGCCCCUUCCCUUGGCGCUGUAGUAAACGUCCUCAUACAUAGACUUGAGGUGUAA